CGACCUGUCCACCACCAAGGCCGACCUGUCUACCACCAAGGCCGACCUGUCUACCACCAAGGCCGGCCUCAAGGGCGCAGUCGAGGCCCUCAAUGCACUGCAACGUACAAUUGACGGGGCAUACGCUCCGCUGGGCCAAGUCAUGAUGGAGCGCCUCGCGGCGAGGGGUCUACACAUCCAGAGGGCUCCCAAGCACGCCGAGAUGGUGACCAUGAUCUCGGAGUUCGCUGUUCACUUGGCGAACGAGGCCCCUCUGUCUAGCUCUCGCUCUAUUACUAUGGCAGACUGUGUGGUUCAUGACCAGAACACUGUGCAGUCCACCAUUGGGGCGCUCGUCCCGAUGGAGUCGGUGCAGAUGGAGCUCGCCUCGCGCAGCUUCUUGUCUGACAUGGACACGACUCUCGUCGAUGUCGACAUGCGCAUGGCGACCCCGUACAAGGCCGCCGGUCCGGUCGGCACCCAGACCCCCUACCACUGGAUGUCCCAACAGCUUCCGGUCACUCCUAGCGUUCAUUCGAGCUACAUGCCUCAUCUUCAGCCGUCGUCGAUGUCCGUCGAUCAGUUGGCCCAGGUCCCCUUCUCUCCUCAGAAGCAUCAGAGCACACCGUUUAUGAACGGGCCGAGGAAGUACUCUGAGACGGAGGCAGACACGCGGUUCAGGGUGCUCGACAAUUUCGACACGCCGACGCCGAAGGGACGGUUGGGGCACUUGCAGGCCAUCUCCGAGUCGCGCUCGUUUGGCUCACUCUACGAUGAGGCAGAGGAGGCACAGGUCCAGGAGAUGUUGUUUGGCGCACUAGGCGUCAACCAAGCAGUCGCUCUCGCCCUCGCUACUUGAGGCCCACAUGCGGACGGGCAUGGGCAGUGCAAGGCGGUUUCACGGUCACGGAAUGAGAAUCAGCAAACAAUUUACAUCGCAAGAAGUUACCCUUUCCCCCUCAAGCAUCAACAUCUGUAUCUUGGUUCGUGCAUCUUCACAAACGUCUGGACAGUCUUAACAUCAUCUAGGUCUACAGCUACUACCCGAUCCUCUCGACAUCUCUACGACAAGGCUGUUCGUCAAUUCGCGCAUCAUCAUCGUCAGGCCCAUGUCAAAUUACAAGGUAGUGAUACCACCCACUUGGUUCGUCCUGUCCUCGGCUCUGCCGCUCCGUGUCACUGAUGUCCGGACCAUGUGCAGCGGACACACAAGCUAUUGUGCG
This is a messenger RNA of Rhodofomes roseus, 1202 nucleotides long. RefSeq lists its product as uncharacterized. Bases 143 to 838 code for a protein of 231 amino acids. The transcript is spliced from 3 exons. The record is from RefSeq and is a predicted model, not a curated record. Lineage: Eukaryota; Fungi; Basidiomycota; Agaricomycetes; Polyporales; Fomitopsidaceae.